Molecule: messenger RNA, 1336 nt
Organism: Arachis duranensis
Lineage: Eukaryota; Viridiplantae; Streptophyta; Magnoliopsida; Fabales; Fabaceae
Product: probable methyltransferase TCM_000336
Exons: 5
Coding region: 67-1194 (375 amino acids)
Biological process (GO): methylation
Molecular function (GO): S-adenosylmethionine-dependent methyltransferase activity
Source: RefSeq, a predicted model, not a curated record
AAGAAAGAAAGGGCUAUUCUAUUCAACCAGAAAAAAAAAAAAAAAGAAGAAGAAGAAAGAAAAAAAAUGGAUGUAGAGAAAGUCUUCCACAUGACUGGCGGAGUUGGCAAAACUAGCUAUGCCAAGAAUUCCUCACUACAGAAGAAGGCAUGUGAUAAGGUGAAGCACAUAAUUUUAGAAGCCGUUGAGGAGGUUUACCUUGCAACAACUCCAAAGAGCAUAGGCAUUGCUGACUUGGGUUGUUCAUCUGGUCCCAACACUCUCUCAAUAAUCAAGGACAUAUUUCAAGCAAUUCAAAGCAUAAGCCACAAGAUCAUGAUGCACCGCCGCCACCAUCCCCACCACCUUAUCUCGGAUGAGUUCAGGGUUUACCUAAAUGAUCUCCCAACCAAUGACUUCAACUCAAUUUUCAAGGCCUUGCCUGAGUUCCACAGGCUUCUUAGGCAAGACAAGAAUAAAGAUAAUAAUGAUGGGUUGAUACCUUCCAUUUUCAUGGGAGGUUACCCUGGCUCUUUUUAUGGAAGACUGUUCCCAAACAGUUCUUUGCACUUUGUCCACUCCUCCUACAGUUUACACUGGCUUUCAAGGGUUCCACCAGCACUAUAUGACAAGGAGGGAAAUUCAUUGAACAAAGGGUGUGUAUACAUUUCAGAGUCAAGCCCUGAAGUGGUUCAAAAAGCAUACUUGAAUCAGUUCCAACAGGAUUUUUCAUUGUUCUUAAGAUCAAGGUCUGAAGAACUAGUUGUGGAUGGGAGGAUGGUACUCAUAUUUCUGGGAAGGAGAGGCACAGAACAUGUUGAUAAAGGCAACUCUUUCUUCUGGCAGAUUCUUUCUCGUUCAUUUGCUAUUCUUGUCUCACAGGGAGGAAUAGAACAAGAGAAGCUUGAUUCAUAUGAUGUGCAUUUCUAUGCACCUUCAAGGGAAGAAGUAGAAGAGGAGGUUAGAAAACAAGAGUCAAUAAAAUUGGAGAGGCUAGAUACCGUUGAGAUGGAUACAAUUGAACAAGGCAUUGAAAGCUAUGGUACAACGGUUGCAAAGGCGGUGAGAGCCAUCCAAGAAUCAAUGAUCUCAAGCCACUUUGGGGAAAAGAUCUUAGACGCUUUGUUUGAUAAUUUUGCUAGACUUUUGGAUGAUGAAGUGGUCAAGGAGGACAUAAAACCCAUCACUUUUGUUCUGGUUCUUAGAAAAAUAUGAAUAUUUAGAGGGAAAAAGAAAGUUGAAGAAAAGAAAAUAUUCUCAAAGUGUUAUUUAAUUCGCACUACUAACAAGCUACAUUACAUGUGUGUUUUAAAUUUGCAGCCAGUGACCAGUGAGUAUCUAUCUAAUUAUUGUGAUA